CAGUGGGCUGCCCCUGUGGCGCAAGGACACCACCGCCACCACCACCACCACCGCCGCUGUUGGAAUUACAAAGGACUGCCUCCACGCUCGUCGUCCACCUAAAGCCCCGGCUGUGGCCCCUGCUUACUGCUCCGCCUCACCAUCUCCGUGCGAGAACACGGGCACAAAUUGAAUCACACAACCCGACCUCGCAAAUCCGUUUGUAGUUUUUGCAAUGUGGGGCGUGCGUGCCACACACACACGCGCGCACGCGCCACUAAUCCCUGGAUCCUCUGAGUAGGACCAUGGAUUCUGGGACGGUGUUGCCAGGGGGAGAGUGGCGCCCGGGACCUGUUGGAAAUGACGGCUGACGGAGGAGGACUGAAGCGCGGGGAGCACGACAACAGUGAACGUAGAAGAUAGCGGAGGAGAAGCUCCUCGCGACGCUGUCGAACGGGUGUUUUGUGGAGAUGGAGUCGCUGAUGAGUGCGGUGGCGCCGCGCUCCCCAGCCCCCGCCAAGAAGCUGUCAGAGGUGGACUUCCGGUCGGGGGCCACCCUGGAGCAGCUGUCGGCACAGGUGUCCGAGCUGGUGGUGGUGGAGCAGGGGGAGUUUGGAGAUCAGACCGCCUUAGAGGUCCACACGGCUAAGGACUUUAUCUUCAACAUGCUAGGUUUAGUGCAGAAAGUGGACCAGCGCCUCCCGGUCGCCAAUGAGUACCUGCUGCUGUCGGGCGGGGCCCGGGAGGGGGUCCUGGACCUCAACCCCGAGGACCUGGGGGACUAUGCCAAAGGGGCAGACUUUGACCUGGACUUCACCCUGCUGGUGCCCGCCCUCAAGCUCCAUGACCGCAACCAGCCGGUCACCCUGGACAUGAGACACUCCCCACCCUGCCACUCAUGGCUCAGCCUCCGCCUCUGCGACUCCAACAUCCUGUCCCGCUGGAGCGUCUGCUGCGAGGAAGAGAAUGGACUUCCCACUGAGGAGGAUGAGGACGAGGAAGAGGGGGAAAUGGAUAAAGGCUCCAUCCCCUCCCUGGGCUCUCCUCAGUCUCUGGAUGGAUGCUACUUCUCUCCCACCCUGGUGACAGACUGGUUCUGGGCGGUGGUGAGCGAGGCCGUAGAGGAGCUGAGACGCAGCCCCCAGAGAGGCAUCCCCACUCCGGACAGACUGGAGAGGAACGGAGCCCUCACCACCAUCAUCCUCCAGGCGGGCUCCAGCCGGGUGCUGUACGACCUGCUGCCUGUGGUGUCGUUCCGGGGCUGGCCUGCCGUGGCCCAAGGCUGGCUGACCGCCAACCACUUCUGGGACGGUAAAAUCACUGAGGAGGAGGCCAUAUCUGGCUUCUAUCUGCUGCCCUGCUGCUCCCCGCUGGGCGGCCGGCCCGACAGGGAGUGGAGGCUGGCGUUUUCACGCAGUGAGGUUCAGUUGAAGAAGUGCAUCCCCUUCCCCAUGGCCCAGGCUUUCCAAGCGGCCAAGGCCGUACUGUCUCGUAUCCUGGCCCGCCCUCGCACGGGCCUCAGCCUCUACCACCUGCGAACCCUCCUCUUCUGGGCCUGCGACCGACUUCCCGGAGCCUACCUGUCCUGCCACGACGCCGACACCGCCGGUCGCCUCCUCCUCGGCCUCCUGGACGACCUGGCUCAUUGCAUCCUGGGUAAGAACUGCCCAAACUACUUCCUGCCCCAGUGCAACAUGUUGGAGCACCUGACAGACGGCCAGGCGCUGCUGCUCGCCAGGAAACUGGCCCACGUGCGCUCAGAUCCCAGCGAGCACCUGCGGGCGGCCCUGGACCAAGCCCAGCAGGCGGGCCAGCUGAAGAAGGAGCUCACUGCUAGCACCAACGGCCACAGCUCCCCCGGGCACCACCCGGCCAACGGUAUCAUUUCGCCUUCGGAGGACAGGCUGGCCCAGCGACUGCAGCAGCUGGUCACGGAGAACCCUGGGAAAUCGAUAUCUGUCUUCCUGAACCCUGACGAUGUCACCCGGCCGCACUUUCGCAUCGACGACAAGUUCUACUGAGGUGAACCAUGCUGCCGCAGAGAAGACGAGUUGAAUUGCGUGUGUUUGGCUUAUAAAACGCACUCUUGAGACGUCACUUCACUGGGGAGACUGAAAACCAGGCCAGGUUCUUUUCUUGAAAACACAACUGGCCUGAACCUGAGAACACUCCUCCUUGCCACCCUGAGGCUGAACGAAGUCUUGCUGCUCGACUCGACUCUUUAAACCAAAAAACAACAACAACAACUUGAGUCCCGCUACUGACGAACACUGUCCAGUUCAGCGGACAUCGCACAACAGACAUGAUGUCGCUGAGCUGUUGCCACGGAGACGUCCCUCUCCUUACGAGCUGGCCUUAACAUGACUCAUCAGCUGGUGCUACAAAGACGAGGACCGGCUCGAGUCAUGUGAAAUGAAUCCAGCGUAGAUCAACGCAAAAGAACGCGUGUGCGUGUUUGUGUACAUUUCACUCAUUUCUUACAUGUCGAAAGAUUGCUGCAUUUCUGCCCUUUUUAAUUUUAGAUCAGAUUGGGCUGAUGGGAAACCAAGGUGUGGUUGAUGUAACUGAAUGUAAUGUUGUGAGGAGUCUUUGAAAAAGAGUCUCUUCACUCUUUCAACUCAACUUUUGCUCUUACUUUGACCCCACGACUCAAAUAAUGAGAUGCUUUUCUUUCUUUUUUUAGUCUUUCUCAGGUAUUCAUAACACUUAUCAUUUUUUGAUGUAAAUGAUUCACUUUAAGUUUUUUUUCCUAUAAUUCAAUGCCGCUUACAUUUCACCGGGUGAUUGAAUGUACCAAAGAGCUGCGUUUGAGCAGUUUUGCAAAUUAGACAACAUGCGUCUCACAUGAUCCUGAACUUAUUUUGAUGAAUCGACUGGAUCAUGGUUCGAAUGUUAAUUAGCCUUUUCUCCUUCGAGAGGUCCGGUCACACCGACUCAGCUCGGUUCAGAUCUGGUGAACUUGACCAAUAGGCUGUUGGCCAGUCUGAGACGCCCCCAACAAAGCCAGGUACGAGAGCGGCUGAACAUUAGAGCAUUUAAACCCAAAUUAAGAUUAUGAACCUGCUAUGUCUCCUUUGAGCUCCUCUGUCCGAGGUAAAAAACAAAAGACGGUUUGCAGUUGCGAGACAGAAGUCGAUGGUACAAACGUUUUGCAUGUGGCAAGCUUGAUGUUUUUCUCCUCUUCAAUAUUGAUAUGAUGUAAAACUAUGAGAACAAAUACUGGGCAAGUGAAACGGACCCAGUGCCAACUCUCUUAAUAUCAUCAGCCUCGGGCAUAAUCACGACGCAACCAAGCUUCAUGCACACACAUAAUUUCGCUUUGCCACUUUGGGGUGUGGAAAGGGCAAAUAAAUUCAACUGGGUGAUUUACAGAUAACAGAAUCAUGUGAUGCUGCUGUACGAAGAUGUUACAGCAUUUGAGAAAUUUAAAACAAUAUUUGAAACUUCUGUUUUCCUACCUGAGCAGACAUUUUGUGCGACGGUACUGUCGUCCCUUUAUAAGGGGUUUGGAACAUUUCAAAUGGAGCCAUGAGGAAUCAAAUUAGCAGUGUAACAAAAAGUAUACAUUUAACAAAAAGAUGGGUACAAAAUAGCUGUCGAGCCGCGACUUUACGGUCUGUUUGUUAUUUAUCCACCAUAGUCACGACCGAGUCACGGUACUUUACCUUUUGAAACAUCCCACAAAAUGUCCACUUCGUCAAACAUCUCGUUGCACGUCGCGUGAGCGUGUCCCAUUAGCUGUCCUGUUGAACAAAGUGACACUUCAGUGUGUCUGCUUCUUCACUGAUAAUUGUCCCACGUCUCCCCUGCCUGGUUGGGCUUUUUUUCAAUGAGUUCUGCUAGUACGCGUGCCUGUGGAUAUAUGCGCCUGCGCUGGUGUGUACUCGCUGAGAGAGACGAACCACGCGGCAGGACGCAGACAAAACGCCCAGAUGUCGCCCAUUGAAUUAUCCCCUCAGUGGGUGUGUGUUAGUCACUGGGCCCUAUCGUUCCUCGGCAGACGGAGGCCAUCCACAUGGGGAUGGAGGGAUGGGUGGAGGAGGGAUGGAUAAAGGGAGCAGUUCUUUUUGAAGACAUUUGAAGUGGCAGAAAGGGCCUUGCGGGGCCUGGACAGCCACCUCUCAUUGGGACUGCUGCUGUCUCUUUCUCAUUUUUUUUGUGUAUCUCACAGUUCUUUUAUUCCCUUUUUUUCCUCCUCUCAUCCCAUCCACAUUUCCCCACAGAGGGUUGGGCUGUUUUUUUUCUUCUUCGCGUCUUUCAGCACUGAAGUUCCAGAGCCACAGACGAAGCCUUACGUUUACACUGUCUGCAGCCACACUGCUGCAACGCCACUACAGCCGGUGAAUGUUGUCGCGGCAGCAAUGCGUGUAACAAGACAAGUCGUAACUUUUCUCCCUGCCACUUACAUUGCGUCUACGUUGCUUUUACCUUCGCGAAAUUUGAGACGUACAGUUGUCUAAACACUUCACCGCGCACUGCGAUGCUGCUUCCGAUGUUGGUGCGAGGGCAGGGCACAGGAACUCUACAAGCACACGAUCCCUUACAGUUACGUUUACAUAAAUAUCAAAGUGAUAUGGAUUCGUUCCGCUGAUUUCUCCUUGUUUUGUUUUUUUUAAGCUACUGGUGGAAAGUUUUUCCCUCGAAUAUUUAGUAGUCUAUCACUGUCAGCGCUCAGAGUCUACAAAUGUCACGCUCUUACUACUGAAUAGAUUUUUUUAAGAGUGUCUGUCUGUACUGCUCAUGAGUGUGUUUCGCGCGCGCACGUGUGUGUGUGCAUGUGUGUACGAAUGGAAUCUAAAGAAAAACCAAAGUGUGACGUCGAGGGUGUGCAUUCAGCUGCCUGUUGUCAGAGGAUUGCGCGUGUGUGUUUGUGUGUGUGCUGUCAGCACUUUGUACGAGACGGGGCCCGAUUGUUGUUUUUAAAAAGAAAUCAUAGGUGUUUUUUAUUAAUUGGAGAGUCCAGUCGAUGUGAAGGUACUUUUGGUGUUUUGACUGAGAAUGUUUUCGGGUGUGUGUGUGUGUAUCUCACUUUGUACCUUAAAGGGGCCCAGUCUGAGAUUAUUAGACACCGGAAAACAAUCAAUGUUCUUCUUCUUGAACUGUGCACAUGAUGAGAUACUUUGCGGCGAGUAUCCAAAUACUGCAUUUUACAGCGACGUCAGUUUAGAGAUAUGCAAUCCGAGCCCCUGCUGAAAAGACCCGUCAUUUAUACUUCAGUGUAUAUGGUUAAAGUGAGGAGGGGGUUGGGGGUUGGUCACUAUCUUUCGUCCCGGACUAUGAAACACAGGCGACACACACCCGUCUUCACUCUGUGCUACUCUGUUUAUAUUCAUUACUGCCUCUUUUGUGCUGAAACUUCUGAUGAGUCUAUCCAAGAUUGGCCCACAUUGCUGUGGAUAAACAACUCGACUGAACCCAGUGAAUGUAUCCACUUACUGUGAGUCUGUUCCCCACGACUGGAGAAAACGAGUCGACUUUUCAUCCUUCAUCUCAGCAGAUCUGCGCUGAAUCACUCCACACUCUGAGAAAUGCACAUGUCUCUGAUUACUUGGGGUCCCUUUUAAAAAAAAAAAGAAGAAAAAAGAAGAAAAAUGAUGACAAGUGCAAAUUCUUUUCUCUAUCACAACUGAUUUGCUGUAUUUAUUAUUACUGUUUUUUUUCUUGGGGGUUUAUAUUGAUCAAGCUUGAGCAUGAAAUAAAUCACUAAAUUUCAAAUCAAA
Messenger RNA from Scophthalmus maximus (turbot), 5699 nucleotides. It is a transcript of the gene tmem102, whose product is annotated as transmembrane protein 102. Bases 450 to 2000 code for a protein of 516 amino acids. The transcript is spliced from 6 exons. The record is from RefSeq and is a predicted model, not a curated record. NCBI's taxonomy places the organism in Eukaryota, Metazoa, Chordata, Actinopteri, Pleuronectiformes, Scophthalmidae.